Saprolegnia diclina VS20 is the source of this 867-nucleotide messenger RNA. RefSeq lists its product as hypothetical. Gene Ontology annotation, biological process: U1 snRNA 3'-end processing; U5 snRNA 3'-end processing; U4 snRNA 3'-end processing. NCBI's taxonomy places the organism in Eukaryota, Oomycota, Saprolegniomycetes, Saprolegniales, Saprolegniaceae. The record is from RefSeq and is a predicted model, not a curated record. Gene Ontology annotation, cellular component: nuclear exosome (RNase complex); cytoplasmic exosome (RNase complex). The coding region runs from base 1 to 867 and encodes 288 amino acids. The transcript has a single exon.
AUGCUUCGCAUCAGCCCUUCCGAGCGCGCCUUCAUCGCCGACGGGAUCGCCCAGGACGUCCGCGCCGACGGCCGCAGCCGGCUCGCGCGCCGGGUCCUCCGCAUGGAGAACGGCCUCUUGAGCCAGAGCCACGGCUCGAGCCGCGUCUCGCUCAAGGGCGGCAGCACCGACGUGCUGGCCAGCGUCAAGGUCGAGGUCGCACACGGCGACCACGCCAACGGCUGGGUCGAGCUCAAUGUGCAGUGCGCGCCGUCGGUCUCGGAGAAGAUGGAUGGCCGCGCCCAGGAAGAAAUGAACGUCGAGCUCACGGAGCGCAUGAAGCGACUCGUGGUCGUCGACCUCCCGGGCCUCGCGAUCGUGCCCAACAAGAGCGUGUGGGUCGUCUACGUCGACGUCAUGGUCUUUGACACGUCUGGAAACCUCCCGGAUGUCAUCUCGAUGGCAAUCUACAGCGCGCUCCGCGAUACCCUCCUCCCGUCCAUCAAGCUAAGUGGCGACAAGGACGAAGACCAGCUCCUCGAAGUCGACGCCGACCCCGCGACGGGCUCGCGCCUCAACCUCGACACGUGGCCAAUCUGCAUGACGCUGAGCAAGGUCGACCGGUGGUUUGUCAUGGACGCGCUCCUCGAAGAAGAGCUCUGCAUGAGCGCGCAGAUCAGCGUCGCGAUCGACGCCAACCAGCGCCUCUGCGGCAUGCAAAAGAGCGGGUCCGGCGCCCUCGACGUCAAGGAGAUGCAGGCCAUGAUCGACGUCGCCAACUCGUCGUCCGUGCACGUGUUUGAAGCCAUGGGCCGCGUCUUUGCCGACCAAGAUGCGCUCGACACGACGCAGACAUACCGAACAGAACGCGUCGGCUUCUUCGCAUAA